AUGGAGCGGACGCCGUGCGAGCUUCACUGUAAGCCGGACCACCAGUACUACAGCGAGAAGUUGCUCUCCGUCGUCACGGACGGCACGCCUUGUCGUCCCGGUACCAGGGACAUGUGCAUCAACGGCCUCUGCAAGCGCGUGUCGUGCGACUGGUCUAUCGACGGCACGGCACAGGAAGAUCGCUGUGGGUUAUGUCACGGUGAUGGCACCCAGUGUGUCACCCAUCGGGGUGAGUGGCGUCCCACUGGUGGGUCGGGGUACCAGCCCGCCACCCAGCUGCCUGUGGGCGCCCGUAAUGUACGGGUGAGCGAGGAGGGCGACACCCACAACUACCUUGCUCUCUACCAUGACGCUGCACAUCGCUACCUGCUCAACGGCAAUCUGACGAUUCAGUGGUCGGGAGAGUACAGCCUGCCGGGGGGUGGCCUGCUUCACUACAAGAGGGAAGUUGACAUCGAGGAACUGUUCCUGCCUGGACCCCUCACGGCUACCCUCACUCUCAUGGUGUUGUUGCUGUCCCCCGAGGCAGAGGUGCGGUGGGAGUACACUCUCCCCCACGUCAACGCGUCCUACACCCCCAGCUUCGAGUGGCAGAUGGGGGAGUGGUCGGUGUGUUCCCGCAGCUGCGGAGGAGGGGACCAGGCCGCACGGGCUCAGUGCAUGGAGCAGGAGGCGGGCCUCGUCGAAGACAAGUACUGCCUGGACUCCCCUAAGCCCCCCACCAACAUGCGGGUGUGCAACACCCACGACUGUCCCGCGUGGUGGUGGACGGGCCCGUGGCAGCCCUGCAGCGUCACCUGCGGUCCUGGGGGCACCACACGACGCACCGUCAUCUGCGUCAGGUCUUUGGGCGCUACGGAACAAAUGGCGCUGCUGGACAGCGACUGCCCUGACGCCGACAAGCCUCACGACACAGAACCUUGUACUGCACCCGAAUCCUGCCCCACUGAUCUGUCUUGGAGCGUGGGACCUUGGCUUCAAACGUGUGGAGGUGACCCAUGCGCCACCGAACGUCGCCUGGUAGAGUGUCUACUGCCUGACGAAGGCUGUGACGUGCUGACGCGUCCUCCUCACCAGCGACGCUGUGGUAACAUCACCUGCGGCACCUGGACAGUCGGACCCUGGACACAGUGCUCAAGUGCAUGCGGCGAAGGCGUUGAGGUCCGACAGGUGUCAUGCGAGGGCGGUCUGGCCUGCGAGUUAACAUCCGAGCCUCGCUCAGCGAGGGAGUGCGAAGGACCUUGUGAUGCUGAGAUCCAGCCUCCAACCGCACUGGAUAUUCUCAAUAUGAAUAUACCUCCCCAAUUUAACGAAAUUGCAUCCAGUUCAAUGACGACACAACAUCCUACGCCUAAACCCAUUAAAUUAGGUCACCACAAUAAAUCUUCUACGAUCAAUGAAACUUUGAAUACUGCCACAUCGUACGAUGGCAAGAAAACUGAUUUUAUGAAUGAGGGAUACCACAGAAGAGAAGAAAAUAAUACUAGGAAUUCCGAAAGCCUUGAAAUUGAUGAGAAUAAUAGGUCAGAUACAACCGGGAAUAUGAGCUCAGAAAUAGAAAUAAACGCCGAAGUAUUGCCGGCGGCAAGCAGGCACGACAAAGCCACUGCAGUCGUAACGAACACGAACAACAGCGAAGCCGACCUCGAUGCUAACACCAACGAUCCUUCUUCUGGUAUUGAACACAAUAUCGUUGAAGGAAGUGAAGGUUCACAAGGGAACACGUACGUUGGAGAUACUGAGGACGAUCGUAUUACACUAAAAGUCAAUAUCAACGAGGGAAAUGAGUCUAUCGCAACAGGAGCUGGGAAGCACAUGGAUGAUAGCAUUAAUCCCGACGACAAUGUGAGCCGCAUUCUAGGUAAUGGAUCUCACAAUGCAGUUCCUCAUGAACAUUCUCUCGUGUCACCUAAUACGGCAAGAAACAGUCCUGCAACCAAAACCGAUAAAAACCAAAGCGAAAUUUCGUCCCCUGAACUCGUCCUGCACACGACCAUUUCAGCAGAUGAACCAGUUUCUACAUCUACAGAACCACUGCCGACUCAGAAAAUUGAUUCUGGUAUCGUCCUAGAGUAUGACUUUAUGGUCCCAAGCCUCAACAGCGAAAGCCACGAUGAAAUUGACUCAGACUUCAAUGGUUCAAUUACUCCACUCUACGCAACGCAGAAUACAACAAACAGCGUCACUGUUACCUCGGAAACUCGGGGAGACAUAGCACUGCCGGUGAAGAGUUCGUCGACGAGCUUAAGUCGAAUACCAACUAUUGGCACAAACUCUAGCGUACUGCACACAUCCAGUUCUUUCAAGCCGUCAAAGUCAAGCAGUGAUGCCGAUGCCGUCUCGCAUCCCACCAAAAAUCCCUCACAUCGCGGCAACCCUGAGACUUCUCCUGAGGUGAACGCUUUGGAAUAUGAAAACGAUGAUAUUGUUUAUGAGUAUGACCCACUGGAUGAUACACACAAAAUUCACAACGACGUGUUCGAAUAUGAUUCCGACACUCACUCCCAGGAUGGUACAAGCCUCGGAGUGUCUCGACCUCAGGGCAUCGCGGAAGAUAAAAUAAACGUCGAUGAUUUUGAAAUCGUUGAGGUGAUCAGAGCCCCAGCCAACGAGAAAAAACGUCAUAAAAACGACAAGCACCACAAGCGGCGAAGAAAGAAAUACCGUCAGAAGUUGGUAGUGCACGAGGGCGAGGAAGCCAUAGCCUUGUUCAAUGAUAUUGUGCACGAACAUGGUAACUUGCGGCACCCAGAUGGCCACGGUGACUUGAAUCAAAUAUUGUCAGUUCCACUACACAGCUGGAGCGUCGGCAACUGGGGCAACUGCUCUGCACACUGCGACGGUGGGGUGCAGAAGCGCAUCGUUCAGUGCCAAGAACAGAGCACCGGAGGGGUCGUAGGGAGCGUCCUCUGUGCCAGUCUUCCAGCCCCUCAGCGGGAGCGGCCCUGCAACCUGUUACCGUGUCUGGACUGGACGGUGUCGCCGUGGUCAGCGUGCAGCGCCGAGUGUGGACAUGGACACCGCCACCGCUCGGUCACGUGCGCCAGCCCCAACAUGUGCAAGGAGGAGCUACGCGCGCCCUCCAUGGAGCCAUGCACCUUGCGACCUUGUGUGGUGUGGAGCGAAGGACCCUGGAGCAUGUGUACCAAAACCUGUGGGGUGGGGUACCAGAUACGAGCGGUGCGAUGUGUGGAGCAAGAGUCUCAUGUCCACAGCGCCUUGUGCCCCACUGACCUCAAACCACCGCACAAGAGGAGCUGCAAUGAGCAGCCUUGUGCUCAAAACAGGCAGGGUCAGGUGCGUCAGUGCCGUGACCGCCUGGACACGCAGCUGUGUCGGCGGCUGGUGCACAUGUGUACGACCAAGUUCUUCCGUGCCAAGUGCUGCCGAACCUGCUGGAAGAAAGGGGGUCGUGGUGAGCCAUAGAUAGCGGUGCCCGGAGAUACAGAAAGAAUAUAACUCAGUACUCACUGCAGUGAGAGACAGAGAGCGCAUUUUAUC
Molecule: messenger RNA, 3501 nt
Organism: Hyalella azteca
Lineage: Eukaryota; Metazoa; Arthropoda; Malacostraca; Amphipoda; Hyalellidae
Exons: 12
Coding region: 1-3426 (1141 amino acids)
Biological process (GO): extracellular matrix organization
Cellular component (GO): extracellular matrix
Molecular function (GO): metalloendopeptidase activity
Source: RefSeq, a predicted model, not a curated record